Messenger RNA from Lucilia cuprina (Australian sheep blowfly), 1120 nucleotides. RefSeq names its product peflin (gene Pef). The transcript has 4 exons. The record is from RefSeq and is a predicted model, not a curated record. Bases 181 to 786 code for a protein of 201 amino acids. Lineage: Eukaryota; Metazoa; Arthropoda; Insecta; Diptera; Calliphoridae. Gene Ontology annotation, molecular function: calcium ion binding. Gene Ontology annotation, biological process: COPII vesicle coat assembly.
ACCCAACAGAGAAAAAGAGUUUGACAACAAUUAAAAUUCAUUCCACUUGUUAAAGAAAAAUCAGUCACACAAAUUCAAUUAAAAAAGUAACAAAAUAAACGAAAUAAAUAAAGCGAAUCAUAAUACUAAAUAAUAAAAUAAACAAAUCUCUAACAGAUAAAACAUUUAACAAAUAAAAACAUGUCUUACGGUGGCGGUUACAAUCCCUACGAACAAGGUGGCUAUGGGCAAGGUUAUUCCGCUCCACCCGGUGCUUAUCCACCACAAAAUGCACAAAUUGCUCCAGAAGUUCAACAAUGGUUUAAUAUGGUAGAUCAAGAUCGUUCUGGAAAAAUUAAUGCCAAUGAAUUAAAGGCAGCAUUGACUAAUGGUCGUGGACAGAAUUUUUCCGAUACGGCUUGCAAAUUGAUGAUUAGUAUGUUUGAUAAUGAUGCUAGCGGAACGAUUGAUAUUUAUGAAUUCGAAAAAUUAUUCCAAUACAUCAAUCAAUGGCUUCAGGUCUUUAAGAACUAUGAUCGUGAUGGUUCCGGACAUAUAGAUGAAAACGAAUUGACACAAGCCCUUACUCAAAUGGGUUUCCGUUUUUCACCUGAAUUCAUACAGUUUUUAGUGAAAAAGAAUGAUCCACAAAAUCAAAAAGAAAUUUCUGUUGAUCAAUUUAUUGUUUUAUGUGUACAAAUACAACGUUUUACUGAAGCCUUCAGACAACGAGAUACCCAACAGAAUGGUGUCAUUACAAUUGGUUUUGAAGAUUUUCUAACUGUUGCUUUGGGUUGUUCCGUGUGAAAGUAAUUUAUUUAUUUAUGAAACAUUUUUAUUUUGUUAAUCCAUAUUUAUAUAAAAUCGCAGUUAUUUAGUUUUGAAACUAAAAUAUUCAUUUGCUUAGCUUAAUGGUAAACUGUUAAAUUGCAUAAAACUCGUAACUACAUGAAACUCACUUGAAUAGCACUUGAUGUAAAUCUCUUAAAUUAUGAACAAUAUAUGUAUAGAAUAAUACAAAGGAUAUGUUUCUGAAAUAUUUUUAUAACUUCUACAAUUCACGCUAUUUUUUUAAUAAAAUUUUACAAUUGUUUCUAGUACAAACACAUUAAUAAAAUGCUGUAUAUUAUUAAAUUUUAAA